GAGAGCAAGGAUGACCUGAGUUUAUCGUCGAGAUGAAUGAUGCUUUUCCUUUUGUGGUGACAGGAGUAAGCACGCUAGAAGGAAGAAGCUUUCGCUAAGAAUGGCUCUUGCCUCGAUACCAGUCCCGCGGAACCCGGGAUGGGUGCGGGAGAGGGACGCAGGCCCGCACUGAGCCUCGCUCGAGGUCGCAACCUGCCACGCGAAGCACCUGGCCCUCAACACCCCCAAAAGUACACUGCACGAGCCACAGCAAGAACCUAGGCGUCAACAUUGUUUGGCUCCAUUGUCGCUGGCGCUUUUGACUUGUCACCUCCUCGUCGCACAUGACGCGCGGGGCGUGUGCGGUCAACACAAGGAAGCGAAGAAGGGGGUCGGGUCGAUGCGGCGGUGGAAUGGUGGUCCUCUCCACACUUCAAAAGGAAGCCUCCUUCCCCCCCAGCAUCUCCGCGGGCGGGCGUCUUGGCGCCCACGUCCAUCAGGCCAUUUGUUUCGUUUGACAGCUCGGAAUCGAACCACCUCGCAUCGAUCGCGCGGCCCGCACGCCCCCUUUCUUCCCCCCUUGCACCGUCGCCGUCGCCUAAACUGUAUGUGAGCCUUAUCCCAGGACCCAGGUAGGUACCCCAGAAAAAAAGAGACUAAAAAGUAACCCGGAAGCCGAUUGGGGAUGGGAACAAAAUCAGGUGCUUUUGGGGGACGGAUGACAUCCCGCCCGAGAUUAGGUGCUCGCGGCGAGACCUAUGCGCAUGCGCCGACGAUGGCGCAAGGGUGUCUUUUUUGGCGACUACGGUUAGAUUGUGGGAUUCUACUCGGUUAUGUGCGUCUCUCACCACCCGAGGCUCCAGCUCAUCACCGCCGACCGACCGACAACGUUCAAUCUCGAUCGCUUCUUCCCCUAUCAGCUCACCCAGGGCGCUUUCCUGCAGGAGAAUGCGCGGGCUUGGACCCUGGGGACUCUCGUGGAAGAGCAGGUGGAGUCAUCGGUGCGAAGCUUCCAGGAGGAGAGCAUGGGGGAUGGGGGGGUUUGAGAGCGCGUGCGAAGAAACAAGCAUGCCCAUCUGCCGGCAAUGCAGUGUGGCGUGACUUACAAACUCGCUCCCCGGCCUGUCAGCCUUCCGUACCCGCUCCCGGAUCCCCGGCAGCGUUUGCGAAAGGACAAACAAGUCCGCGGAGAGGCCUGUGGCCGCUGCGUAAUUAGAAGCACACCCCGCUCGCUCGCUCGCUCGCAAGUGGGUAGAUGGGUGUGAGGGUGAUUGGUUGGCAGGUACCUACCCGUCGCCUGGACAGAGAGGGGGCUUGGUAACGGGGAGCUGAGAAUGUUCCAUGUCCCGCGUCUGGAUUUGCCGAAGGUCUUGGGAUACACCAUGCUGUCGGUGGCAUGGAAACAGCGUUCGGGCUGAUCUCUGCCACCAGGUUGUGCCGAAUGGCAACUGGGAUAGCCGUCACUCGCUGGGAUGAUUAGACCAACUCUGAUCCAAGGAGGGGUGCGAGUGGUAGGAAGAAGACGAUAUCUUGCCGCCUUUAGCCGCUUGGGAAUACAUGACCACUGUUGACGAAGGGUUUUCUCAGCAUCUCGACCCUGUUGGCUUGUUCGUCCAGUCGUAAAAGGUCAACAUAGUCACCUGCCACGAGAUAUCAAUCAGCCCCAGGCAAGAAGAGAUCAAGACUGAUGGGGAACAAUGUACGCGGACUCUGGUCUUCGGAGGGGACAGACGCCUGCACUGUCCCAAUCCUGGCGCGGCCCGGGUGGAAGCAGCGGGCGGCGGGCACCCAGAUCUCGGGAGCUUAGCGAAUGACCAGACGCAGGCUGCCCGGAUUGACGGCAGUGGUUCAUGACUCGGUCGGCGGCACCCAGCCGGGCCAGACGGGCGUUUGGACAAGGCUGCAACUGGGGCGAGGCCAAAGGCCGCUCCGAGCGGGUCUCACCCGCAAAUCCCAACCCUUUUCGGCCCCCCCGUUCGAGACCGUCGAAAUUUCAAUCACAAGGUCCGAAAGGACUUGUCCGGCAUUUCUGGGCGUUCUAGGCGUUCGGGGAAAUCGAGGACCAGGAAGAAUAUCGGUGUGUUGGUUCUGUGUUUGUUUUCGUAUCGUGUGACCGGCAAAGUGCAUGCUGAGGUGGAAAAAAGAAAAAAAAAAGGAAGGCUGGAAUCGGGACAAGCCGAUAUUUUUUUUUAUCAGUGCUAGGGUUUUCAGCCUUGGUACCCAAUUGCGGCUCCCAUCAAGCACGCGACUCGCAUAUCGACAGCACCCGGACCGAGUUGGGGCCUCGGAAACAAACUAAAGGAUCCAAGAACCAACCCCCAGUCAUCAAAGAUGGUGUUCGCGUGGUACCAGGCCAGGCUCGCGGCGCGGCCGCUGCUGACGCAGAGCAUCACCACGGCGGUGCUCUUCGCCACGGGCGACAUCACGGCCCAGCAGCUGGUCGAGAAGCGGGGCGUCGAGAAGCACGACCUGACCCGGACGGGGCGCAUGUUCCUCUACGGCGGAGCCGUCUUCGGCCCCGCGGCCACCACGUGGUUCAAGAUACUGCAGCAGCGCGUGGUGCUCAAGAGCGCCAACGCCACCAUCGCGGCCCGCGUCGCCGUCGACCAGGGCCUGUUCGCCCCGACCUUCAUCGGCAUCUUCCUCAGCAGCAUGGCCGUGCUCGAGGGCGGGAGCCCCAAGGAGAAGCUGCAGAAGAAUUACUUCAACGCCCUGACGGCAAACUACAUGCUCUGGCCUUUUGUCCAGAUGGUCAACUUCAAGUUCGUGCCGCUGCACCACCGCGUGCUGUUUGUCAACGUCAUCUCCAUUGGCUGGAACUGUUACCUGAGCUUCCUCAACAGCGGCGGCUCGGGCACUGAGGCGUUCGGGGAUGAGGAGAAGCCCAAGACGAAGCCUAUCCAGAGAAUCUGAGCUGCCGAGAGUCUAGCGAAGGGUGGGCAGAAACAGUAACCCCCAUCUGCCGUUAUUGGGCUAGUCGGGCCCUUGGAUAGACUCGGAUUUGCUUCAUCAUGGAGUUUCUGGCGUAUCUGACAAUGUCUGCGCCCUGCGCAUAGAUCGAUACUGCAAGGAUAGAUAGGUAUACACUCUUCAUAGAAUGUAAUGACGAUAGACAAAUUUGGGCUGCGUUACCUACCUGCUUUGCAAAACAUGGCAUUUCC
Messenger RNA from Gaeumannomyces tritici R3-111a-1, 3140 nucleotides. RefSeq lists its product as hypothetical. Gene Ontology annotation, cellular component: cytoplasm; membrane; mitochondrion. The record is from RefSeq and is a predicted model, not a curated record. Lineage: Eukaryota; Fungi; Ascomycota; Sordariomycetes; Magnaporthales; Magnaporthaceae. The transcript is spliced from 4 exons. Bases 2311 to 2892 code for a protein of 193 amino acids.